This is a messenger RNA of Spodoptera littoralis (African cotton leafworm), 2345 nucleotides long. Lineage: Eukaryota; Metazoa; Arthropoda; Insecta; Lepidoptera; Noctuidae. The record is from the annotation of a GenBank genome assembly.
AUGACACAAGAAGAGUGUUGCACCCGGCUCGACUACGAGCUCCAAUCAUCUUCCGGAAAUGUUUCCGACGAAGAUGGAGUUAUCAUCAGAAAGGACAGGUCGAGUGUUAAGGAUAUGAUUCUUCGGUUUGAAAGGAGCAACUUAAACAAUUUCGGUGGAUCUCGAGAGUCGAUAGAUAAGUGCAAAUCACCUUUGGGAAGUUUAACAAAUGUGGCUAAUCCUAUACAAACCCAUUUCCCGCACUUGUAUCCCGUGGCGAAGUCUCAAGAUAGAAAUUCGAAUAUAUCUGUGAAUUCAAUUUUAUCAAAUACAUCAGAACGUAGUUACGAAUCUAGUUCUUCAGGUUUUAUUUCGGACCGGAAACCAGGAGAUGUAAUUGUACCACAUAGACCUGCACCACCGCCACCACCACCACCGGACCAAUUUAAGGAUGACCCUACACCGGACGGACCGGAAACGGAGGAAAGGGAGUCACCUGUUCUAGAAGAAACUAACUUUGUAGAAAGGCGUUAUUCCUUUGCCACACCAAAUUCAUCGCCAGUGGUUACGAGACGAUCUCGACAACCACCUGUUAUGAGGAAAAAAUCUAAUGCAAGUCAAGGACAUCCUGGGGAGACGCAUUGGUCUUAUGGAGUUAAGCAGAGUGAUCUAGAAAAAUUGUUAAGACUUAAGCGAUCAGACCCAUCAGACAAUGAGGAAGAGUUGCCAAGUCAAGAGAACAAUGAUGAAUCCACAGACGAUAGUUCGGACAGUAGUAGUGAUUCCAGUGACAAUUUGAGUAAUGGCAAGGAGUAUGUAGUGAACAUAGAUGACGGUGCAGCGGAGACGCUGUCUACCGAUCAUUCUACAGACACUUUGAUAAACGAAGAAAAUAGUGAUGAAAUAAGUGAACGAGGAGACGACGCGUCAGUCUCCUCUGGUGACUUUGGUGAUCGUGCUAAUUAUGACAAUGUUAGUAUUAAGUCGAUAUCGUCCUUCGAUAUGGUUCCGUACCAGAAGUACGACAGUAUUACUGUAUCUUCAGACGAGUUCGGCUCCGAGGUAUGCCAUGCCCGGACUCGGAGUUCCUUACUGUGAGUGCAGUGAACGAAUGGUGUAUUUCCAAGUCUACGGAACCGGUAUUGAUGCCGGUGGAAUCGAAAAAGGAGAAAUAUCGCAGACGACUCACAGAACGAGUGAACGAGCUGGUUCAUACGGAGAACGUCUACGUGGAAAGGUUGAGACACGUGGUAGAAGACUAUAUGCCCAACAUGAGAAGAUCAGACAUAUCCCCCUACUUCCGAGCGUUGGAGGCAGACAUCUUCGGCAAUAUUGAGAAGAUCUUCAGGUUUCAUUCUGAAGAGUUCCUCCCUGCUUUACGAGACUGUGAAAAUGAUCUUCGGAAGCUGGGACAGUGUUUUAGGCAUUACGAAAAGAGAUUCAAUAUGUACGUAAUGUACUCUAGGAAUAAUAAGAGAGCGACGAGACUGGUAUUCGAACACAAACAGUUUUUCCAGGGAAUACAAUUAGAAUUAGGUGAUCGAUUAGAUCUGUCCAGUUACCUACUUGAGCCUGUGCAAAGGUUACCCAGGUACAAGUUGUUCUUGGCCGAUUUAGUAAAAACUUACUCAAAUUAUGAAAAUGAGAGGAGUGAAACCGAGUCGAGGAUAUCGAAGCUGAGUGUGGACAGCGACGAGACUGGCGGCAGCAACGGAGAGUCUUCUGACAACGAUGAGACUCCUCUGGAAAGUCUGAAGCUCGCGAAGACCACAGUUGAAUGUGUUUUAACGGCCGUCGACGAGAUUAUGGCACUGGAAAAUAUUACAGAUUGUCCGUUAUAUUUGAACCUGCUGCACCAGGGCCGCUUGCUGCGACAGAACGAGUUCUACGUGAUGGACACUGCGCGCCGCCGCCGACAACUAAUGAGGGUAUUCCUCUUCGACAAGCUCGUACUCAUCACUGUAGUGUAUAGAAAGCAACCGAGGGUUGAGUACUUCAUAUACAAGGAUGACAUACCGGUGGAUGACCUGGGGAUAACGGCGAAGGAGCAUGAUCAGCACAAGUUCACGAUCUGGUACAAGAAGAGGAACCUCAAGUCCUACAAGUUGGAGACCAGUGAUCCGGCGAUACGGAACGCAUGGGUCGAGGGCAUCACGUCACUGCUGUGGGAGCAAGCUAUGCAGAAGAAAGAACUUCUCCUGCAGCAGCGUAACAAGCGGAUAUCAAUGGUGUCCAUGAACAGCGAGGAGUCAGCAGAAUCAGAGAGAAACGAUGACAAAUAUAAUUCUCUGCGAGGAGUGCCAGGAGAGGUCAAGAGGUUAAUCGCUGAUAAGAAAGUAAGAAGAACUACCUGGUACUGUGAAUGA